Ceratitis capitata (Mediterranean fruit fly) is the source of this 3692-nucleotide messenger RNA. RefSeq names its product transcription factor HNF-4 homolog (gene Hnf4). Lineage: Eukaryota; Metazoa; Arthropoda; Insecta; Diptera; Tephritidae. Gene Ontology annotation, molecular function: RNA polymerase II cis-regulatory region sequence-specific DNA binding; zinc ion binding; nuclear steroid receptor activity. The record is from RefSeq and is a predicted model, not a curated record. Gene Ontology annotation, cellular component: nucleus. The transcript is spliced from 5 exons. Gene Ontology annotation, biological process: anatomical structure development; regulation of transcription by RNA polymerase II; cell differentiation. Bases 625 to 2895 code for a protein of 756 amino acids.
AAUAAAUAUUGUCCUGAUAACGAGUGAAAGUACAUACAUACAUGUCUACAUACAAAUAUACAAUCAAACAGAAACAUUGCCUAUAGUGCAUUUCUGCAUAGUAUAUGUAUAUAUAUAUAUGUAUAUAUAAAUUUAUGACAAUUUUUCCGGAAUAUGACAUCAGUCCUACGUCGCGAUACAACUUUUCCGCCUUUUCAAGUGCAAUUUAACAUUUAAAUAGGAAAAAGCGAAAAAAAACGAAAAAUACUCAAAUCAAAUUCAAAUUCAAAAUCAAAUAAAACAAUACAAAGUAACGCAUGUGCACUAUACACACAUACAAACAAACAUAUCCGUCUACCUAGCUGCAUUUAGCGCACGCGAAAAGCUCUGAGGUGUGAUUUGUUAAGAAUUCUAUGCAAAUUUUCAAAUAAAGUGUGUGGUUAUUGUGUACUUAGUCCAAGCCAAAAGUGACUGUCAAGGCAAAAUAGUUAUUUUUUUUCGUAUUUUUCUUAGUAAAUAUUAAAUAUUUGUGUUUACAAAAGUUGUGUAUUGCGAAAAUAAACGAAAAAAACAGAGUCAUCGAUUAGUCUUACGUGCAUUUGCUAGUUUUAUUUACACACAAUAUUUGCCUGUGACGCGUUUUGAAUGCGUUUUAACGAUUGUUUGGAAAGUAACUCUCCACUGGAUGCAUCAGUUUUGCUAGGAGAUAUGUUAAAAAUGAAGACCGAAGUCAUAACGGGUGGUAGUAGCUUUGAUGAGUCCUACAUCUUUGAGGAUAACCUCUUGCGCAUGAUCGAUGCCGAGGGACACAUGAUGCAUGGCAUCGAGCCGUCUCUUUCCGCGCUUAGUAGCGCUUCAGCCCACAGUCCGGGCGGUAGUCAAGCGCUUAGUCCCGCGCUCAGUGGUAAUAGCAAUAGCAAUGGAAAUUUAUCUACUAAUGGCAAUAAUACUGCCUCCAUUAACAAUAACAAUAAUUCAUUUGCGCAAAAUAAUAACUCGCAAUCAUCAACGGUUUGUGCAAUAUGUGGUGAUCGUGCCACUGGCAAACAUUAUGGUGCUUCCAGCUGUGACGGCUGUAAGGGAUUUUUCCGACGCAGCGUACGCAAGAAUCAUCAAUACACCUGCAGAUUCUCACGCAACUGCGUUGUUGAUAAAGACAAACGUAAUCAGUGUCGGUAUUGUCGCUUACGUAAAUGCUUUAAGGCCGGCAUGAAGAAAGAAGCUGUACAAAAUGAACGAGACCGUAUUAGCUGUCGACGCACAUCAAACGAGGACCCCGAUCCUGGUAAUGGUUUAUCGGUCAUAUCACUAGUGAAGGCGGAAAUCGAGAGUCGUCAGUCAAAGGCGGGUGCCGCAAUGGAGACCAAUCCGAAUGAAGAUCUAUCCAAUAAGCAAUUUGCCAGUAUCAACGAUGUAUGCGAGUCAAUGAAACAACAGUUGUUGACGCUUGUCGAAUGGGCCAAACACAUACCAGCCUUCAACGAUCUACAGUUGGACGAUCAGGUGGCGUUAUUGCGUGCACAUGCCGGCGAGCAUCUAUUACUUGGCUUAUCGCGUCGCUCUAUGCAUCUAAAAGACGUUUUGCUCUUGGGCAACAACUGCGUUAUUACAAAGCAUUGUCCAGAUGCGCGUCUCUCGCCAAACUUAGACAUUUCACGUAUCGGUGCUAGAAUUAUAGAUGAACUCGUCUUCGCACUCAGGGAUGUGAAUAUUGACGAUACUGAGUUGGCUUGCAUCAAAGCUUUGGUCUUUUUCGAUCCUAACGCCAAAGGUCUCAAUGAACCACAACGCAUCAAGACUUUGCGUCAUCAGAUCCUUAACAAUCUAGAAGAUUAUGUUUCGGACCGGCAGUAUGAGUCACGAGGUCGCUUUGGUGAAAUUCUCCUUAUAUUGCCAGUAUUGCAAUCCAUUACCUGGCAGAUGAUCGAACAAAUACAGUUUGCCAAAAUUUUUGGUGUCGCUCACAUCGACUCCCUGCUGCAGGAAAUGCUACUUGGAGGUAUGUCUAGUUCACUAUUCCACGCCCCGCACUAUUUCCACACUUUGCGUAAUUAUCUAAUCUACUCCACCUUUGAAGGUGAACUGGCCGACAACUCGCCACUUUCGCCGCCAAGUUUAAAUAAUUACAGCCCCACAAGGACCAUGGACUCGAGCCAUGUGACAUCAACAUUGGAUGUCCUUACGUCACCCACAGUCAACGACCAUCUAUCGGCAUGUAUGGAUAGCAACAGUUUAGAUGCACAAAUGAUGUCGCCAUUACUGGAAAACUUAUCUUCACCGCCCACACAAUACAGCCAAAUGCGCUCCUACCCAUCGACUCGUCCACAAGAACAACUUUCUCAGCAGGGGAUCAACAGCAAUACAGGCAAUCCAUUACACUCACGCUCGAUGCACUCACCACAACUCAACGACACGGAGUCAAGAAAUAUGGACAUGGGUAACGGUGCGGGCAACUCAUGCAUGGAAGAGAGUAUGUACAACUCUAACACUAUUAUGCGACCACAUUCUACCAGCAGCGCCCACAAUUUGCCACAUAUGCCAACGCCGAAUAUGCAGCAUCAGCAUGUAUCGGCAUCGCCUAGUCAAUCAAUGCAAGCUGGUGCACUAAUGCAGCAUUCCCCGCCAUUGCAUCGCAAUCAUCCUUACCAAAGACCAGAACAAAUGAAUACAUCGCCAAAUAAUAAUGGCGUAGUCCCGCAGCAGCUACGGAACCCAGCGGACAUGACUUUGAACGAGUACAACAGUGGCAGUGCAGAAGAAAUGCUACGACGUGCACCACUCAAAAUACGUGGACCCGAUGCACUGAGUAGUGGAGCAGGUGGUGGCGGUGGGUACAUGAUGGGCGGGAGCGGACUGCAUGAUGCGGAAAAUGCGUAUCGCAUGACACUGAAACAGGAACCGGAAACAGGUUAUUAACAGUGCGAGGACUGGCUCUUGGAUGGAAAAACGAUAUUUUAAUGCUCUCUAAGAGAAUGCGUAGAACAAAGUCAUGUUGCAGGGAGUGGUAUCGCAUGUAACUGUUGCAAGAGAUGUUGCUUAUAAAUUGAAAAAAAAGCAUUGAAAUGCAUAUAUAAUAUUUAUUUCAAUUUAAAACACGUCACACAAGUUGCUAAUGUCGAACUUGUUUCGACACCAAUUUGUCAACGCUUUAGGUCAUGUCACUUGAAGUUAAGAUCAACAACGCCAAAUCUACAUGUUGAUCUUUUAAUUUAGUUAUAAAUAUUUUCUUCUUCUUCUUCUUAGUCAUAGUGUUACAUGGACUUCCAUACUAUUAUAAAACAAAUAUUUACACAAAUGUGAAGUUAUACGUAAAAUUAUUAAAAAAAUUUUAAAAUUGUAAAAAUAUGGUAGGCAGUUUUUAAUACAAACAUAAAAUGUAUAAGUAAAGAAUAAAUCUUGUUGCAAUUUUUUAUGCCUUUAAAAGUUAAGUAGAUAGGUUUUAUGGAAAAUUUGUUGUUAUAAAAAGUUGUUAAUAAACAUACAUAUGCAUAUAUAUUUAUAUAUAUAUAUAUAUACUAUAUAGGGGUUAAAUAGGUAAAAUUUGUAUAAUCACAGUGGAGUAUUUGUUGGACUUUUUUCCUAUAAAUAGGUUAAGGUGAAAAAUUUAAUAAGCAUUUACAUAAAAACAUUUUUUACAAUAUUUGUACUGCAACGGAUCAAAUGUAACAGUAGUAAUUUAAAGUAAAAGAAAUAAAUAAGUUUUACAUGAAAAA